AUGGAGAAGUCAGAAAAUCGGCCUUAUGGCCAAUACCACUAUGUUGAGAUCCCAACUUCUCCCGAUGCGACCCCGAUGCAUGCCCGACGCGGUCGCAUCUCUCGACUCGCAGUUGCCCUGAGUUUCAUCUCCUUGCUCACGCUAAGCACCGUGUUCUUCGCCAUCCCAGGCAUCAAUUUCUCUGUCUGUCACAAAAUGAGGGGGAAAUUUGGUGCGCUUUUAUCCACUCCGAAGGGUGGUGAGACACCUGUGCCGGCAUCAAGCAACAAGGUCCCGCUUGAGGCUCAUAUCAUGAGCAAAUGUCCAGAUGCGCAGGACUGUCUCCAGAAACUGGUUGUUCCUGCUAUGGAGCAGAUCAGUGAGAAAGUCGAUUUCGAGUUGUCCUUCAUUGCAAGCGUCACUAAUCAAUCAUCUGAUAUACAUUGCAAACACGGCCCUGGCGAAUGCAUUGGCGACAUGCUUAUGCUUUGCGCUCAGGACCUACCUUUCUCACCUGAGGGUGAGACCGAGAAAACUACUCGCAUGCCCACCAUCCGUUCCCUCGGAUUUGCCAAUUGUCUUGUCGGCCAGUACGAGGAUAUUCCGGACCGCACGCUAGUUCAAAACUGCGCCUUACAACAUGGUAUUGAUUUUGAAUCUCUGAACAGCUGCGUCAGCAGGCAGGAGGAUGAUCCCACCAAUGGCGACUUAAGUGGUCUCGCAUUGUUGCGUCAAAGUGCCGUCCAUAGUGCAGACCUUGAAGUUCAUACGAGUUGUACUGUCCGGCUGGACGACUCUGUUUGGUGUGUCCGUGAUGACGGAGAAUGGAAGAACUGCGCUAAGGAAGGCAAAGGCAGUCAAGUAUCUACACUCGUGGAGGAAAUCGAAAGACUCUGGGACGAGAAGAACUAA
This is a messenger RNA of Aspergillus oryzae RIB40, 891 nucleotides long. RefSeq names its product GILT family protein. Lineage: Eukaryota; Fungi; Ascomycota; Eurotiomycetes; Eurotiales; Aspergillaceae. Bases 1 to 891 code for a protein of 296 amino acids. The transcript has 2 exons. Gene Ontology annotation, molecular function: oxidoreductase activity, acting on a sulfur group of donors, disulfide as acceptor. The record is from RefSeq and is a predicted model, not a curated record.